This is a messenger RNA of Haplochromis burtoni (Burton's mouthbrooder), 970 nucleotides long. It is a transcript of the gene mllt3, whose product is annotated as MLLT3 super elongation complex subunit. Gene Ontology annotation, biological process: regulation of DNA-templated transcription. The record is from RefSeq and is a predicted model, not a curated record. Lineage: Eukaryota; Metazoa; Chordata; Actinopteri; Cichliformes; Cichlidae. Gene Ontology annotation, cellular component: super elongation complex.
CAAGCGGAUACUGUCCACGUCAUUACAGACGCUUUACAGCCGGCGAGCCUUUCAAAGUCUUGUGUCUGAGUUGAGUCCCUAAGAAACCAUGUCGGCCGUCAUAGGCAAACUGCUCUCACCUCUCAUUUGAUAUAAACGAAGUCUCCAUGAAAUAACAGGAAGGCUCGGCCUCAGCUAUGGCCAGCUCGGGUGCUGUACAGGUGAAACUGGAACUUGGUCAUCGUGCCCAGGUCAGAAAGAAACCCACGGUGGAAGGGUUCACCCACGACUGGAUGGUGUUUGUGCGAGGACCAGAGCACAGCAACAUCCAGCACUUUGUGGAGAAAGUGGUUUUUCAUCUGCACGAAAGCUUCCCGAAACCAAAGCGAGAUUAUGACUUGUUCCUCCACCUGGAAGGUCACCCGCCCGUCAAUCACCUCCGCUGUGAGAAGCUCACCUUCAACAAUCCAACAGAGGAGUUUCGUAGGAAGUUACUGAAAGCUGGAGGGCAACGAAAUCCUCACAAAAGAAGUUCAGAAGACUCAAAGGUAAGAUUUCUAACAGGCUUGUAGCUCAUGACUCCUCCUCCCUGUUACUGUUACCACCUCAGCAAUGACACAAUGUAGCAGCUAUUGUUGCUGCAGAUGUUGAACUUUGUUGUAGCACUUUAAUGUAAGGGAUUUCAGUCAAAACCAGUUGUUUCAAAUGUGUCCCGUUACUAAAUUGUGCACUUGAACGACUGUCAGAUCCACAUAACAUGCCUGCAGUCAUGGAAACACGGCGUUCACGGGGCAGUGUAUGUACGGCCCUGCUGCUCCACACCAGCAGUGGUUUUGGUUGUUUUCUUGUCUGGAGCUUUUACAUCUACGUUAACAUAGUGCGACUGUCUUCCUGGAGUUUGCCAAAAAUAACAGAGCAGCACAGUUGAGCUUUACAAAGCCACAAACCUGUGGUUGUGUAUGGACGGGACCAAAGUGCACAUGUUUGCUAU